UAUAUAUAUAUCCCCGGUCGAGAAGGACAAAUCGAUCGCCGUCGCCACACACCCGUCUUCGAGUUCUUCUCUUCGGAAUAUUCCUCUUGCCUAUCUAGUAGCUAAUCUAAAAGCAACUUGCAUCAAAACCCUCGAACAACACCGACACAAUGAUCCCCCUGCCGUUAAUCGCAGUCGCCUUCUCAUAUAUUACUCCUUUCCUCUUCUUUUAUUUCUCCCCGUUCGCUUCUAUCACCUUUCACAUACAUGGAUCGAUCGGAUAUUCCUCGUCUCGUUACUCGCUCGCGUCCUUUCUUCCCCUCACCGACUCCCCGUACUCGUCUCGUUCCUCGUUCUCGUCAUCAAUUCGCCACGUACCCGCCUCAAUUCUGGAAGAAUUCGUCGAUAGCAUCGUCAAAUUGCCGAAGUACCCCCUUCUACCCCCCUCUCCCGUCAACUACGACCCAAAGCUGGACCUCUACAUGCGAGGACAGUAUCUGAAGGAGCUAGGUUACAAUGGAGCUUCUUUGCACGAUGCCUACGAGACCUGCCGACCGGAUUGGCUCGACGACGUCCGAACCCCCCUCGCCUCGCCUCAAACCGUCUCGCCUCAACCCGCCUCGCCCCAACCCGCCUCGCCCCAACCCGCAUCAAUCGACGACAACUGGCCACCCGUCAGUCCUCUGUCCCGUCGUAUGCGGAAGUUGGAAUUCCGGCUGCAUGAUCUCUACUGGAACAUCUACUGGGAUUUUGAGGACUGGUUCUUCCAGGAGUCCGGACUAUGGUCGUGCCUAUCGAAAGUCCCGAUAGACGCCGCCUGGCAUUUGAUGGAAUUGGCUCGAGGUCUCGCCGGUUUCGCCCAGGGUCUCGCCAAGAUCUUCGUCGGUUUCGCUCAGGGUUUUGCCAAGGUCUUUGUCGCAUUAUUCUUGGGUCUUUCUGCUCUCGAAGACUUGCUUGAGGCCAUCUGGGUCUUCUUGGGCUUGGUCAGGCCUAAUGAAGAUCUGGUGUACUACCUUUGGCAGCGGGUACUCCUUUGGCAGUGGGAGUGGGAACUCGAUAUUGUCGACGAAGACCUUCCUACGGCGAUGCCCGGCGCGUAUCCCGGAUUCGAGGUGGAACGACCGACUCCGAAGACCAAGAUCGAUGUCAAUAAGGAGACCGAGAUCGACAGGAAGACCGAGAUCGACGCCGAGAUCGACACGAACAAGGAGGCCGAACUGAGCCUCGUUUAUCCUGACGGACAGACCCCUCCUGUGCCGACGCUUCGGCGAGGUCAAGAGGGUGGCAAUGUUUGUCGCUUGCUACCCCUCCUGUGCCGACGCUUCGGCGAGGUCAAGAGGGCGGCAAUGUUCGUCGGUCGCUGUGAUCCCCGCUCGUUCGUCGUCUUUCAGUCUGCCCUGCCAUCGUCUCCGGCGUAUUCCUCUCGUGUCCUUACACCUCCGUGCCAUCGCCAUCGUCCUCGCCUUCGACAUCUCGUGUCCGUCUUGGUAUCCGGCCUUCAUAACCGUCUUCGCAUUUGUCCUCGGUCUUCGUCAUCCUCGCGUUCGUCCCAGUCUUCGCCAACUUUAUUCGAUUUCGUCUUCGAUCGUCAUCACCGCGACCCUCUGACCAUGCCAUCGCCUUCGUUAUCCUCGCCCUCGCCUCUCCGUGGCCAUACCCGUCGUCGCGUUCGCCAGUCGACAUCCGUCGACAUCCAUCCAUAUCGUCCUGCAAGUCUUGACCCGGUUGUCAACACGCGGGAGUUCGGAACCCAUACCAAAGCGCUGCGCUCGAUCGAUUCAAGAUUGUACUGCAGCCAGCCAUUCGAUCGACUCCAUAUCUGCUGUGGUUUCUUGCUUGUUGACGUGCGAAAUGUCCGCCCCUUGCCGGCCGGGAUUGAGCGACCUUCCACCGAGUUCGCUUUCGAAUCGGUCAUGAAUAUCUGGAUAUCAAUCA
This is a messenger RNA of Filobasidium floriforme, 1914 nucleotides long. RefSeq lists its product as uncharacterized. The annotation marks the transcript as partial. NCBI's taxonomy places the organism in Eukaryota, Fungi, Basidiomycota, Tremellomycetes, Filobasidiales, Filobasidiaceae. The record is from RefSeq and is a predicted model, not a curated record. The transcript is spliced from 6 exons.